Molecule: messenger RNA, 4426 nt
Organism: Pieris napi
Lineage: Eukaryota; Metazoa; Arthropoda; Insecta; Lepidoptera; Pieridae
Gene: GABA-B-R2
Product: gamma-aminobutyric acid type B receptor subunit 2
Exons: 32
Coding region: 217-4326 (1369 amino acids)
Biological process (GO): gamma-aminobutyric acid signaling pathway; G protein-coupled receptor signaling pathway
Cellular component (GO): membrane; G protein-coupled receptor heterodimeric complex
Molecular function (GO): G protein-coupled GABA receptor activity
Source: RefSeq, a predicted model, not a curated record
AAACCGCCCUCGAUCGAUUGCUUCAGAGCCUAAUUUUACCACGAGCCCCGCCGCAGUUAAUAUAUCCUUGAAAAUUUCUACCAAAAAUGAGCCAAAUCCAGUACUAAAAUGUUAAUUAGGAGUUAGUUUUAAAAUGUGCAAAUUUAUUAUGUGAUUAAAAUUAUUGUGAAAAUGUGGCCAGCUAAUUGAUGUUCAUACUAGAUAUCAGGUUUCAAUAUGACCUUAAUCAUCCUGUGGUCCCUGCUGGUGCUGACCCAGGGGGUGCCACAAAAGCCAAACCUGGAUGCGAUCCUCAACCGUCGCACCGAUGUCUACAUAGCAGGGUUUUUUCCCUUUGGGAAAGGAGUGGAGAACUCAAACACUGUAGGUCGAGGCGUGAUGCCGAGUGUAAAGUUGGCGCUGGACCACGUCAACGAACAUGACACGGUGCUUCGGAACUACAGGCUGCAUAUGUGGUGGAAUGACACCGAGUGUAAUGCAGCCGUUGGAGUGAAGUCAUUUUUUGACAUGAUGCACAGUGGUCCACAUAAGCUUAUGCUGUUUGGGGCCGCUUGCACACACGUAACAGAUCCAAUAGCUAAGGCCUCUAAACAUUGGCAUCUUACUCAGCUGUCAUACGCAGACACACAUCCAAUGUUCACAAAGGAGGCGUUUCCCAACUUUUUCCGGAUUGUGCCCUCUGAGAAUGCAUUUAAUAUACCUCGCAUUCGCCUGCUAGAGCAUUUUAACUGGACCAGAGUGGGGACUUUAUAUCAAAACGAACCUAGAUAUGCAUUGGCCCACAAUCGCCUUCUAGCCGACUUAGACAAUGGAAGCUUCGAAAUAGCAGAGACUCAAAGCUUUGCGACCGAAGUUCGAACGGCGCUUAAUAAACUGAAGGAGAAAGACAUCAGAAUAAUUUUGGGAAACUUCAACGAAACCUGGGCAAUGAAGAUAUUCUGUGAAGCUUACAAGUUAGAAAUGUAUGGCCGAGCCUACACUUGGCUCCUCUUAGGUACAUAUAGCCAUAGGUGGUGGCAAAGAAAAGCGCCGUGCCCGCAAGAAGAGUUGACUACUGCGUUGGAUACAGCGAUACUUACCGAUCUAUUACCACUGUCUACUACUGGACAGACUACCGUUUCUGGUAUUACGGCAAAAGAUUACCAAGUGGAAUACGAUCGAAGAAGAGGCAUCGAAUAUUCUCGCUUCCAUGGCUACACAUAUGACGGUAUUUGGGCUAUGGCUCUGGCCAUUCAAAUAGUGGCACAUCGUGUAAAGAUCAAAUACAAGGAGAGGACUGUACAGGAUUUCAAGUAUAGAGAUAAGGAAUGGGAGCAGCUAUUCUUAGACGCUCUUACUAAUGUUACCUUUGAAGGAGUCACGGGCCCAGUGCGCUUUUACGAUAACGAGCGCAAAGCGUCCAUACUAUUGAAACAGUUCCAAGGAGAUAUGGUGGGAGAAAUAAAGGUUGGGGAGUACUGUGCUGAAAGAGAUCACCUGGAUUUGAGUAGUGGCGAUCCCUUUAAAUGGAUAGGAAAAAAUCCACCAAAAGAUCGAACGUUACGCCUGAUAGAGCACACGCAAGUGAAUCUUACAAUCUACAUUGUUCUUGUGUCAUGUUCCUGUAUUGGUAUUUUGUUGGCGACAGGAUUCUUAGCUAUGAAUAUACACUAUAGAAACCAAAGGUACAUAAAAAUGUCAUCCCCUCAUCUAAAUAACCUUAUCAUCAUAGGCUGUAUGCUCACCUAUCUCAGUGUGAUCUUCCUUGGCUUGGACUCCAGCCUCAGCAGCAUAGGUCUUUCUCAGGAACUAUCGCGUGGAGCGGCCUUUCCGUACAUUUGCACGGCCAGAGCAUGGUUACUGAUGGCUGGCUUCAGCCUCGCCUUCGGAGCCAUGUUUUCCAAGACCUGGAGGGUCCACUCUAUAUUCACAGAUGUUAAGCUUAAUAAAAAGGUGAUAAAAGAUUACCAAUUGUUUAUGGUGGUCGGAGUGCUACUGUGCGCUGACUUGGCCAUAAUGCUGACGUGGCAAAUAUCUGACCCUUUCUACCGAGCUACUAAACAAAUGGAGGCCUAUCCUCACCCAUCGAGUGAAGACAUCGUAAUCGUACAAGAGAAUGAGUACUGUCAAUCUGAACGGAUGCCAAUUUUCAUUGGAGUCAUCUAUAUUUAUAAAGGACUGCUACUGGUGUUCGGCGCAUUCCUAGCAUGGGAGACAAGACAUGUUUCGAUUCCUGCUUUAAACGACUCAAAGCACAUCGGUCUAUCUGUUUACAACGUGCUUAUUAUGUGUAUCAUGGGGGCUCCCAUUGCUUUGGUGCUUGCAGAUCACAAGGACGCGUUGUUCGUGUUAAUAUCAAUAUUCAUCAUCUUCUGUACAACUGGUACUCUUUGUUUGGUCUUCGUUCCAAAGUUACUGGAACUCCGACGUAACGGACAACCGGGCGCGCAAGGUACGCGUAUACGUGCGACUCUAAAGCCCGCUGCACACGAAGUUCGUUCGCCCGGACCCGAGCUUGAAAGACGGCUUAAGGAGUUACGACAGUAUAAUAACAGAUAUCGACGGACUCUACAGGCUAAGGAAACUGAAUUACAGAUGCUACUAAGUAAGUUAGGAGAUGAUGGCGACUCAAUUCGAGACAAGUCCCCAGCUACACAGCGUACAAAGCUACAUUUACCGAAAGAAAAUAUCAGCCAUCCAGAGACGAGUGAUAUAACGUCUACGUGCAGUCUUAGCGCAUCGGCUGGAGGAGAGACUGACUAUAAUUUACAGACUACGCUGCCUAAUGACAAACCAAAACCAAUUGUCCAAGACACGUUAAAGGAAACCAAAGAGCCGAAAAAAGAACAGACGAAGAACGUGUCCUUUAAGAACCACUUGGACUACACAAGCCCACCGCCUUCUAAGGCAGUACCAGAGAAGGACCAGCUCGCAAAAUUACCUUAUGGAUGGUCUACUUCCGAGGACCAAGAAGUGCCCAAACCUAUAACUAAAAGCGAGCCAGCUAAAGCCGAAGCGAAGACCAUCCCGGCUCUGAAGCUGAGCGACACGCCCACAGUCAAGUCAGUGCCUGCCAAAGUUCAGGAACCAAUGUACACUAAGGCAGCUACGCCUAAAGUUAAUAAGACCCCAGAACUUCAGAAGAAACAUGUAAAGAACCCGGACGGUAUGAAAACUCCGCCACGGGACAUCAAACCACGAGGUCACCGGCGCAUGUCCAGUUCUGGUCACGUGCUUUUGACAGACCUGAUGAGGGUCUCCAUGGAUGAUCAGGAACCGCCGCCAGGGUUAGAGCGGAAGGUUAUUGGCCAAGAGAGAGAUCCACCGAUACCCCCAAAGCCGAAACAAGAACCAGAGGAUAUUUUAGACUUAGACAUGGAUUACUCUUCGAUGGAGAGGAGGAAAUCUUGCCAAAGAAGAGAUUCCGAAAGGAGAAAGAAAGAAAACUACAUAGUUGUGCAAAGUGAUCUAUGGGAUACAAAUACUUUCCAAUAUACCUGCCAGAAGCCGCCGCAACCAACGCAUGCACAUUCACCCAUACAACGAAGUGUGUCUGAGAAAAGUCGUCAACAACCAUCGCCACGACACCACAAAGAUCCUGAUAAAAGCCUCGAAAGGCGGGCCUCUAACGCUUCAAUUAAUCAUACCGUACCUCGAGGCGGGACCCCAGAAGGAUAUCGGGAAGCGGAAACACUACGUUCGUCUGAUCGACUAACUAAGCGACGCGGGUCAGAGUUUCCUCAACCAGUCAGUACUCCACCUCAUCAACUUAGUGCUAAAAGGAGACAAUCUACAGCUCAGAUGAGGUAUCAAGAAGAAAACCCAGAAAUAAUAGAAAAGACAAAAGAAGUACGAAAAUCCGAAAAGUCUGAUGUAAGCAAGAGUAUUCAAGAUACUGCUUGGAAACCAGAGCCAGAUACCAUCAGGGUGUCCAAAGUGACGUAUUGUACAGGGCAAGAGUCUCCAGCCAAACGACUCCGUCAAGAAGCAGAACCUUUGAAGCGAGACUCGCAGAAACUAACGCAGCCUGCGCCUGCACCUCCCACGCAGAGACCGCACCAUCACAAGAGCAGCCCCAACGUGGCUGCUAGGAAGUGUGAAUCACCAAAAAGACGCGAAGAACGCAAAUCGGCGUAUUCCCGCACCGAGUCAAAACGACAGGAAUCCGGCGAACGCAAGAUGUACGCGGCGAGCAGCGAGUCGGAACUGUUUGAAUACGCCAUUUUACCAAUUUUCCAGAAAUUACUAACGGAAAGACAUAAGAGCCAGCCACAUGGACUCAAUCUAACGUAUGGCAUGAGUUGUCCUAAUAUAUCUAUUAAGUGCGAUAUUGUUGAGUAUCUAUAGGUAAAAGUUUGUUGACCUUCAAUUUAAAAAAAUGUUUUUACGGGUAUCGUUUAUAAAAUACAGAUUUACCAGCUUAAAACGCGUUUAAAUAAAAUUUUUG